CUUGUCGCAACCUUACUCGCUGAUGAUUUUUCCUGGCUUGGUCGAAGGCAGAUAAAGGUCAAUUGGAACGCACCCCUGGGUCAACUCUUGAGAACAAAACGAAAAUGCCAGCCUAUGCCCUCUUCUUCCUAAUCGUCCAGUCCAUCCUGUCCGCAGUUGUGGGCGCGGAUGAAGGUACCUGCCAACUCGUUGGAACCUACGUAUGUAGCUUCCGUCUUCGCUUGAAUAAUGACUGGUACCGGACUGAUCGAUUGCCUGGUGUAGGGAUUCUGCUACACCACUAUGUAUCCCGACGGUCAGCCUUGUUUGUCCGAUGCUUCCUGCUCGGCGCCCAACGACUAUUGCAACGCAUUCGAUGGUUCGGCUUUCUGCGACUGAGGAAGGUCUUUGUGGUAUACGUAGUGCGUGGGGCCGGAUCCUCGAAACUGUGGCAGCAAGUGUGAAACAAGGCAGGGACUGGGAGCGGCUCGAAUCGAAUAUGUUGCUUCCUAUGCCAAGUUUGGUAACAUGGCAAGGGAGUCUGGGCGGCGUUCUGUGGGAGAGACCGGCACCAGACUCCGCCCUUGGAGGACUACUAAAGCGUUGUAUGAAGGAACGAUGUGGUUGGUUG
Aureobasidium pullulans EXF-150 is the source of this 610-nucleotide messenger RNA. RefSeq lists its product as uncharacterized. The record is from RefSeq and is a predicted model, not a curated record. Bases 105 to 443 code for a protein of 112 amino acids. NCBI's taxonomy places the organism in Eukaryota, Fungi, Ascomycota, Dothideomycetes, Dothideales, Saccotheciaceae. The transcript has a single exon.